Messenger RNA from Vicia faba (fava bean), 3561 nucleotides. The record is from the annotation of a GenBank genome assembly. Lineage: Eukaryota; Viridiplantae; Streptophyta; Magnoliopsida; Fabales; Fabaceae.
AUGGUGGGUGGUUGUAGAAGUAGAAGAAAGAGGAAGCAGUUAAGCAGAAUCCAUGCAUUCUCAAUUGGGAAGGCUUCAUUCAAAGGUGAACAUUCACUUAUAGGAGGACCGGGUUUCUCAACAAUAGUUUACUGCAAAGAACCAGAAAGUGGUAGUGACAUUGUGAAUUAUGGUGACAAUUAUGUCAGAACUACUAAAUAUACAGCCUUCACUUUCAUUCCUAAAUCCUUGUUUGAGCAAUUUAGAAGGGUUGCCAAUUUUUACUUCCUUGUUUGUGCAAUCUUGUCUUUUUUUCCUGUCUCUCCUUACUCAGCUCUUAGCAAUGUUGUUCCUCUUGUCGUUGUCGUUGCUGUUACAAUUGGGAAAGAGGCUGUUGAGGAUUGGAGAAGAUUUAAGCAGGACAUUGAGAUGAAUAACAGAAAGGUUAAAAUCCAUAAUGGAGAGGGUGUUUUCGACUACUCUAAAUGGCGUGAUUUGAAGGUUGGAGACAUAGUGAAAGUAGAGAAAGAUGAAUUUUUCCCUGCUGAUCUUAUCCUACUAUCAUCAAGCUAUGAAGAUGCUAUCUGCUAUGUUGAGACCAUGAAUCUUGAUGGAGAAACAAAUCUUAAACUCAAACAAGCACUGGAAGAAACUUCCAAGUUUCAAGAAGACUCUACAUUCCAAAAUUUCAAAGCUAUUAUCAAAUGUGAGGAUCCAAAUGCAUAUCUUUACUCAUUCAUAGGCAAUAUAAAGCUUGAAGAUCAACUAUAUCCGCUUGCACCUCAGCAGUUACUGCUUAGGGACUCAAAGCUUAGGAAUACGGAUUUUAUAUACGGUGCAGUAAUCUUUACCGGCCAUGAUACGAAGGUUAUGCAGAACUCCAUGGACCCUCCUUCGAAGAGAAGCAAAGUUGAGAAGCAAAUGGAUAAGAUAAUCUACUUUCUGUUCUUAGUUUUGUUUUUUAUUUCUUUUAUCGGUUCAGUUUUCUUUGGCAUUGCGACAAGUGAAGAUCUUAAAAAUGGAGUAAUGAAGAGAUGGUACCUAAGACCGGAUGAUACUACAAUCUACUACGAUCCAAAGAAAGCGCCGGUUGCAGCAAUGCUGCAUUUCUUGACAGCACUAAUGUUGUAUAGUUACUUGAUUCCAAUUUCUUUGUAUGUCUCCAUUGAAAUUGUGAAAGUACUUCAAAGCAUGUUUGUCAACCACGAUAUACACAUGUAUUACGAGGAAACUAACCAGCCUGCACAUGCUCGUACCUCGAAUUUAAAUGAAGAACUUGGCCAAGUUGAUACUAUUCUUUCGGAUAAAACAGGAACUUUGACUUGCAAUUACAUGGAAUUUGUCAAGUGUUCGAUCGCUGGGAUUGCAUAUGGACAUGUGGAGAGACCUCUAGCAAGGAGAAAAGGAUUGCCAUUAAGUCAAGAGUUGACAGAAGAUGGAAAUAUUACUGAGAUUUCUGAAGCAAAUCCAUCCAUUAAAGGUUUUAACUUCAUGGAUGAAAGGAUUAUGAAUGGAAAUUGGGUCAAUGAACCUUACGCCAAUGUAAUCCAGAACUUCUUGCGCUUGUUGGCGGUAUGCCAUACUGCAAUACCUGAAGUUGAUGAAGAAAAUGGCAAAGUUUCAUAUGAAGCUGAAUCACCUGAUGAGGCAGCUUUUGUAAUUGCAGCUAAAGAGCUUGGAUUUGAGUUUAAUGAAAGGACUCAAACAACUAUUUCGCUGCGCGAGUUUGAUUCGAUAUCAGGCAGGAACAUUAGAAGGUCCUACAAACUUUUAAAUAUAUUAGAGUUUAGUAGUUCAAGAAAACGAAUGUCUGUUAUAGUAAGAGAUGAGGAAGAGAAACUACUGCUUCUUAGCAAAGGCGCUGACAGUGUCAUGUUUGAACGACUUGCGAAAAAUGGAAGGGAGUUUGAGAAAAAGACUAAGCAGCACAUUAAGGAAUAUGCAGAUGCUGGUUUGAGGACCUUGAUAUUGGCCUAUCGCGAACUUGAUGAAGAAGAGUACACUCUUUUUAAUAAAGAAUUGAUGGAAGCCAAGAGCUUAGUAAGUGCAGACCGGGAGCAGAUUGUGGAGGACGCAUUGGAAAAGAUUGAAAAGGAUUUAAUUCUUCUGGGUGCUACUGCAGUUGAAGACAAACUUCAAAACGGGGUUCCUGAAUGUAUUGACAAGCUAGCACAGGCAGGAAUAAAGUUAUGGAUUUUGACUGGUGAUAAAAUGGAGACAGCAAUCAAUGUCGGGUUUGCUUGUAGUUUACUUCGGCAAGGAAUGAAACAAAUUAUCAUUAGUUCAGACACUCCAGAAACCAAAUCACUUGAGAAAAUGGAAAACAAGUCUGAUGCUUAUGUGGCAAUUAAGAAAAGUGUUCUUUGUCAAUUAAUGGAAGGAAAGGAAUUACUCGGUGUAUCAAUUGAAAACUCCGAGGCAUUUUCUCUGAUAAUUGAUGGGAAGUCUCUGACAUAUGCACUAGAAGAUGAUGUACAGGACUUGUUUCUCGCACUUGCAGUUGGUUGCGCAUCUGUUAUAUGCUGUCGUUCUUCUCCGAAGCAAAAAGCACUUGUUACUAGAUUAGUAAAGAUUAAAACAGGUUGUACUACUCUUGCAAUUGGUGAUGGUGCAAAUGAUGUUGGAAUGCUCCAAGAAGCAGAUAUUGGGAUUGGUAUAAGUGGUGUUGAAGGAAUGCAGGCAGUUAUGUCUAGUGAUAUUGCAAUUGCUCAAUUCCGUUAUCUAGAGCGUUUACUUCUCGUGCAUGGACAUUGGUGUUACAGAAGAAUCUCAUUAAUGAUUUGUUACUUCUUUUACAAGAAUAUUGCCUUUGGCUUUACUCUUUUCUUGUAUGAGAUCUAUGCUUCAUUCUCCGGGCAAGUUGCAUACAAUGAUUGGUUCCUGUCACUAUAUAAUGUAUUCUUCACUUCCCUUCCUGUAAUUGCCUUGGGAGUAUUUGACCAAGAUGUCUCUGCUAGAUUAUGCCUUAAGUUCCCAUUAUUAUAUCAAGAAGGUGUACAAAAUGUUCUCUUUAGCUGGAAAAGGAUUCUAGGCUGGACAUUCAAUGGAGUGAUGAGUGCAACCAUAAUCUUUUUCUUUUGCAUUAAUGCAAUUGAGAAUCAAGCAUUCCGAAAAGGAGGUGAAGUAGUUGGACUUGAAGUUCUUGGUGCAACCAUGUACACUUGUGUUGUUUGUGUGGUAAAUUUUCAAAUGGCAUUAUCCAUAACUUACUUCACUUACAUACAACAUAUAUUCAUUUGGGGUGGCAUUCUUUUUUGGUAUAUUUUCCUCUUAACAUAUGGAACUAUUAACCCUUCUUUAUCAACCACUGCUUAUAAAGUCCUAAUUGAAGCUUGUGCACCUGCACCAUCUUAUUGGCUCAUCACUCUCCUUGUUCUCGUUGCUUCACUCCUUCCAUAUCUUGUAUACGCUUCAAUCCAAAUGCGGUUCUUUCCUAUCUAUCAUCAAAUGAUAAAGUGGAUGUGCAGUGACGGACAUGCAACUGGUCCAGAAUAUGUUGAUAUUGUACGACAGCGAUCAAUACAACAUGCAACAUUCGGGUUCACGGCUCGUUUCAAAGCAUCCAAGACUUCUCAUGUAUGA